UGGAAGUUCCCUCAUCCUAAAUCUAUUUUUGAUGUCUUUGGUUUGUCCCGGGUGCUUCGAGACCUUGUCCAAAGAUGGAACAUGACAGGGUUAGGGUCAGUACCUGCAGAGCGACAUGGCCCACUCGCCCUUGGCUUCCAGGUUGUUUCAAUCCCCCACCCAGCGCCAUCGCGGCUGCCGGGGAUGAGCACGCACGUCAACCAUAACGCAGACUCAUCAACCACCGAGAUUCCAUCGAGAUCCGUGACAUCCAUCAACAAAAUCAUCAAAAUACGCGUCGCAUCAUCUCUAGCAUCCCGAGUUCAAUAUUAAACUGCCCUCGAUGGGCAUUUUCCGAGCCGUCUUUCGCACCGCCUAAGCGCGUCCGCAAGCCCGUCAGGCCUCCUGAAGCCAACCCCUGUUAUCCUACUUGACGACCUCUCCACCCACCCACACCAGACGCAUCCUCGACAAUGGGCGUCAUUAGAAAGAAGAUUGCUGCUCGGGGUGGUGAGGGCGGUGUGAAGUACGUUUGCGAUGUCUGCUCCUCAGAUAUCACAUCAACGGUACGCAUCAGAUGCGCCCAUAGUGCCUGCAACGAAUACGACCUCUGUGUAAAAUGUUUCGCCAGCGCCUCCGCGAGCAACGCACAUCAACCAGCAACACACCCAUACCGGGUAAUCGAACAGAACUCAUUCCCCAUAUUCGACCGAGAAUGGGGUGCCGACGAGGAACUCCUGCUCCUCGAGGGCGCCGAGAUCUACGGCCUGGGAUCGUGGUCGGACAUCGCUGACCACAUCGGCGGAUACCGACACAAAGACGAGGUCCGGGACCAUUACUACAAGGCCUACGUCGAGUCGCCCAAAUUUCCUCUCCCGAAACGAUGCAGUCCACAUGAUAUGGAACUAGCGAACGAGAUAUCAAGAGAAGAGUUCCAGGCUCGGAAGAAGCGCAGGAUCGAGGAACGGAGGGAAGCGGCCAAGAACGCGCCCGCAUUGCAACCCAAGACGAAACCGACCGCCAGUGUACCAGCCUGUCACGAGAUUCAGGGUUACAUGCCUGGCCGCUUAGAGUUCGAGACCGAGUACGCCAACGAAGCGGAGGAGGCAGUCCAGCACAUGCAGUUCGAUCCUGGAGACGGCAUCAACCCACGUACGGGCGAGCUGGAGCCUGAGAUGGAGCUCAAGCUUACGGUGAUGGAUAUCUACAACUGCAGGCUGACGCAGCGUGCUGAGCGCAAGAAGGUCAUUUUCGAGCACAACUUGCUCGACUAUAGAGAAAACAGCAAGCUGGAAAAGAAGCGGACGAAGGAAGAGAAGGAUUUGCUCAACAAAGCAAAACCGUUUGCGCGAAUGAUGAACCAGGUCGACUUUGAAAACUUUUGCCAGGGGCUGAUUGACGAACUGAACCUCCGACAAGCCAUCACGCAGUUGCAGGAAUGGCGUAGCCUCAGGAUCGGCGACCUCCGAAGCGGCGAGAAGUAUGAGCAGGAAAAGGCGUUGCGCAUUCAAAAGUCAAUACCCUUGGGAUCCAUGGACCGCGAGAGACUAGCAACGAACCAGCGCAACAAGCAGCAACCGCCACCAGAGCCACCAAGUGGCGCGGCCCUCCUAAUCGCGCCCGAACUACCGAUCCGCUCAGCGGCAACGGCGGGAGUAUCGGGUAGCGAGGGGGCAAACGAUGCUAAAACAACGGAGGCAACCGGUCAUCACGUCAACGGUGGCAGCGUGGUUGUCGCCAACGGCACUUCAGCUGCGAAGCAAAAAUACAUCCCGCAGCCGAUACCUGGGGUCCAGCCGACUUCGCUCAGUCAGGACAACGCGCCCGAUCUUCAUCUUCUCACUACAGAGGAGGCGAAGCUGUGCGAAACCAUCCGUCUCCAGCCGAAACCGUACUUGAUGAUCAAGGAGCAGAUUCUCAAAGAGGCGCUGAAGGGGAAUGGCAGUCUGAAGAAAAAACAAGCCAAGGAGAUAUGCCGCUUGGACACGCAAAAGGGCGGGAGGAUUUUCGACUUUAUGGUCAAUGCCGGCUGGGUGGUCAAGGCUUGAUUACUCGCGCCGACGACGGCCACUUGACAACCUGGCGUUUGGGUUCGCGGAACGGAAUACCAUGGUAGGGCGGGAGCGGCAUCAUUAUGAUUUAUGAUUAUAUAGCUGGAAUGGCAGUUUUGCACGUUCUCUGGAUCAUUGCUGUGGCGAGUGCUUCGGCUUUUGCUCUGUU
This is a messenger RNA of Chaetomium fimeti, 2199 nucleotides long. RefSeq lists its product as uncharacterized. Gene Ontology annotation, biological process: chromatin remodeling; regulation of transcription by RNA polymerase II. The transcript has 2 exons. Bases 453 to 2027 code for a protein of 524 amino acids. Gene Ontology annotation, molecular function: protein binding; zinc ion binding; transcription coactivator activity. Lineage: Eukaryota; Fungi; Ascomycota; Sordariomycetes; Sordariales; Chaetomiaceae. The record is from RefSeq and is a predicted model, not a curated record. Gene Ontology annotation, cellular component: nucleus; SAGA-type complex.